Molecule: messenger RNA, 846 nt
Organism: Cynocephalus volans (Philippine flying lemur)
Lineage: Eukaryota; Metazoa; Chordata; Mammalia; Dermoptera; Cynocephalidae
Gene: CD37
Product: CD37 molecule
Exons: 8
Coding region: 1-846 (281 amino acids)
Cellular component (GO): plasma membrane
Source: RefSeq, a predicted model, not a curated record
AUGUCGGCCCAGGAGAGCUGCCUCAGCCUCAUCAAGUACUUCCUCUUCGUUUUCAACCUCUUCUUCUUUGUCCUAGGCAGCCUUAUUUUCUGCUUCGGCAUCUGGAUACUCAUCGACAAGACCAGCUUCGUGUCCUUUGUGGGCUUAUCCUUCCUGCCCCUGCAGAUCUGGUCCAAGGUCCUGGCCGUCUCAGGAAUCCUCACUAUGGGCCUUGCCCUCCUGGGCUGUGUGGGGGCCCUCAAGGAGCUCCGCUGCCUUCUGAGCCUGUAUUUUGGAAUGCUGCUGCUCCUGUUUGCCACACAGAUCACCCUGGGAAUCCUUAUCUCCACUCAGCGGGUCCGGGUGGAGCGAAGCGUGCAGGACAUCGUAAAGAAGACCAUCCAAAACUACCACGCCGACCCAGAGGACACAGUGGCCGAGGAGAGUUGGGACUACGUGCAGUUCCAGCUGCGCUGCUGCGGCUGGCACUCUCCGCAGGACUGGUUCCAGGUCCUCAUCCUGAGAGGCAACGAGUCGGAGGCGCACCGUGUGCCUUGCUCCUGCUACAACUCAUCGUCGGCCAACGACUCCGCAGUCUUCGAUAAGAUGAUCUUCCCCCAGCUCAGCCGGCUCUCACCUCUGGCGCGGCCCGGACCCAGUACAGACCUCUGCGUGGUCUCUGCAAAAAGCCACAUCUACCGCGAGGGCUGCGCGCAGAGCCUUCAGAAGUGGCUGCACAACAACCUCAUUUCCAUUGUGGGAGUUUGUCUGGGAAUCAGUCUGUUCGAGCUCGGCUUCAUGACGCUGUCGAUAUUCCUGUGCAGAAACCUGGACUACGUCUACGACCGACUCGCUCGAUACCGCUAG